AGCUGCGUCGGCCGGCUGAGUUCUGGCUGCAGCGUCCCCUGGUACUGGCAGAGUUUAUGCUUGAGGAGGGAGCCUCUUCCCAUCGCUCUCACAGACCAGGCGCUAAGUGCAGCAGUCCAGUCCGCAGUCUGCCACAGCACCACAAAACCCCGCAAUGCCCUUGGAUACUGACGCCACUCUCAUUUCCACACCGCUCUGACUAACCGUAUCUCUCAACGGGGUACAUUGGAUCUUUACUUCUGGACUGUUGUGUGUACACUCUCCUGAGUCCUCUGCGCAGCCUGAAGCGAAUGGAGAAGGUCCAAGGAUAACAGAGGGUGCAGGAUUUUGCUACUGCAGAAGACCUGCCGGUAGUUCGCUGCCCGGGGGGCUGUCUGUCUGUCAGAGGCUGUGGUGUCGCAUCCACUAUUUCCAUUAUCUAAAAUCGCCUUGCAUGGAUACAUCAUGGCUACGUUUGUAUGCAGGGUACAGUUCUUAGAUGACACUGAUCCAUUUAACAGCACCAAUUUCCCCGAACCUACCAGACCACCUCUAUACACUUUCAGGGAAGAUAUUCCUCUGAACAAUCAGAUUGCUGGAAUCCAUAGGCUUCUCAAAGCCCCACAGAAGCCUGAUGACUGUGCUCUUCAGCUGUCCCACAAUGGAAGCUACCUGGACUUGGAGUCCACCUUGGCAGAGCAGAGAGAUGAACUGGAGGGAUUUCAAGAGGAAGGAGGGAGAGGAAAGAAACACAGCAUCAUUCUUCGAACACAGCUAUCUGUCAGAGUUCAUGCCUGCAUUGAAAAACUCUACAACUCAACUGGACGGGAGCUACGCAGAGCCCUCUUUUCCCUCAAGCAGAUUUUCCAGGAUGACAAGGACCUGGUGCACGAGUUUGUGGUGGCAGAAGGACUCACGUGUUUGAUAAAAGUGGGAGCUGAAGCCGACCAGAACUACCAGAAUUAUAUCCUCAGGGCUCUUGGUCAGAUAAUGCUGUACGUGGAUGGGAUGAACGGCCUCAUAUCUCAUAAUGAAACGGUCCAGUGGCUUUACACCCUGGUCGGAUCCAAGUUCCGUCUGGUGGUGAAGACAGCCCUAAAGCUGCUGCUGGUGUUUGUGGAGUACACCGAAUCCAACGCCGCCCUGCUCAUAAAAGCUGUGAACGUGGUGGAUGCCAAAAGAGACACAAAGCUGUGGUCAAACGUCAUGGAGAUCCUGGACGAAAAGGAUGGAGUGGAUACAGAGCUGCUGGUGUAUGCAAUGACACUCAUCAAUAAGACUCUGGCAGGCCUCCCAGACCAGGACUCGUACUACGACAUGGUGGACUGUCUGGAGGAGCAGGGCAUUGAAGCCAUGGCACAGAGACACCUAAGCAGGAAAGGCACUGACCUCGACCUUGUGGAACAGUUCAACAUCUACGAGAUGACUCUUCGCCAUGAGGACGGAGACGAGGAAACCCAGUUGCCUCCCAGCGCCCGCAAGGACCGUCGGCGGGCCAGUGUCGGCGGCACCAAUGAGAGGCGCGGCCUCGAGAGAAGACGCAGCCGGAGACAUUCUCUGCAGAAUAGUAGGGGCCACGUUUCUGCCCCAGCAUCACCCUGCAGCCCUCACACUCAUGCAAGCAGCUUCCAGGCCUUCGGUGGCCAACGCAUUGAAGACAUCAGUGAAAGAUUUCUGUGUGUGUUGUCUCUCCUGGCCAUUCUUAUUCUCUGUGUUUUCAUAUUGUCCACUUUGUCUUCCCUCUUGCCUGCCUACAUCCUCCCUUUCCUCCUUUCAAACCUCGACCCCUCCUCUCACCACAGAGAAGAGGAAGAGGAGGAGGAAGGAGAGGGGGAGGAGGAGGAGGAGGAGGAGGAGGAGGUGGAGGAGGAUGAGGAUGAGGAGGACGAGGAAGAGGCAGAUGAUGAAAGUCAUCCAGUCACUGAGUCCUCUACUAGACAGGGCAAUCACAGUGUGGCUCCAGCUGUAGCAGACACUCCUAACAUGUGUCUGAACUUAAAGUGUAUGGCCAACAUCCUCCCUAAAGCCAGUGACCCUGAAGGGCAGAGAAAAUAUCUCAGCGUCAAGACCAGGACAUCUUCUCCUGUGUCCGUUGCACCUAAAAAGAGGACCCUUAGUCCUUGGCGUGUUCCUCCCCAGCCAUCUGACUGUGUCUUCCCUGUUGCUCUGAGUAAAGUGCCAGGCUCGGCACGCCCUCAGUGUCAGUCUACCCCAACCUCCCCCCCUUCCCCUCCCCCCCGAUGUCUCCCUCCUUCCCCUGAUUUGAACCAGAGCCAGGUGUCUGUUGGGGACGAGGAGAGUGAGAAGGGCCGGGACAGAGAAAGGCACCACAGUCUGACAGACAUAAACAGCUCUCCUACAUCUUACUCAGCUAGAAAGCCCUGCUGGGCUGAAAGAAUCAGUGCCAAUGGCACUCCAUACCCUGGCAGGCACCAGGCUCCCGCAUCACCCAUCCAUCGCUUCACUAGUUCAGCAACCCCGACACCAGACUCCAAACCGGUUGACAGACCUUUAGGGAGCUUACUGAGUUCAUCGUACAGACAGCAUCAGGAAUCUCUGGCUGCAGAGAGAGAGAGGAGACGUCUGGAAAGAGAAGAGCGUCUGCAGAGAAUCGAAAGAGAAGAGAGGAACCGCUUCAAUCAAAAUUAUGUAGACAAGAGGGAAGAAGUACGACAAGCCAGAGAGGAAAGGUACAAGGCAGUAGAGAGGCUAGCUGCUGAGGAGUUUGAGCGAGAACGUCCCAGAGUGCCAACAAGAGGACGGACAGAAAUCACUUUAUGUUUGAGUUCCAACCCUGCCAGCCGGUCAGCCUCCCGCUGCACCACACCGUCAUCCAUUUUCUCACAGGAAGACACCAUUACCACUGCACACCAGACGCCAGGAACAGAACACAUCUCAGAGCCAAACUAUGACCCGCAGACCAGGACCAAAAGUCCAGCGCCAGAGUUAAUAGUAUCGGAACCUUCCCCCAUGCCUCCCUCCGAGCCAGACGAGCAGCAGACUCAGACAGAGUCGCCUGCAGAGACAGAGGACGUUGUUGAGCCCAGAGACCAGAAAAUGACGGCAGAGACGGCGUCACAUGAACAGUCGGACAUGAACAAAGAAGAGAGUCGAGAGCAGGAGAAACUUGAGGAACAGAAACAGUGCACAGAUGAGGUAGUGGUAGAAGAGCAGGUAGAAGAAGCUGAGGUGUCAGAUGUGGCAGAGGUGGGAGAGCCAGAUGCAGAGGCGAAUGUUGAGUUAGAGGAAGAGUUUGAGAAGGAGCAGCCGACAGAAAGGGAUGUAGAAGACAGUGUACUGCUGAGCGAGAAGGAGAGACAGAAUGAGGAAGUGAAUGAAAAGGACAACUGCUCGGCAUCCAGCAUCUCCUCCACGAGUAGCACUCUGGAGAGGGAAGAGCGGGAGGAGAAACUCAGCAAUGACAUUGAAGGAGGCCAAUGGACCCAGUGCAUUAAAGACGCAGAUGUGAAUGACCAGUGUAACAAAAUACUCAACAGCAAGCGCUUCAUGCUGGACAUGCUUUAUGCUCAGAAGACAGCCAGCAACGAUGAAGAGAAUGUAGCAGAGACGGAGAAAGAAGCAUGUAAAUGUGAGAAGGAGACAGAAGUCAGUGACUCCUCGGUGGCUAGCUUGGCCAGUAGGAUCUCCACACUGGAGGCUCACAGACAGGCCAGAGAAGAAAAUGUGAAGAAAAUGGAGGUGGGACAUCUGGACAACCAGGGUAGUGUGCGAGCCGUGGCAGAGAAGUUUGGAGAUUUAGUCAAAGGCCUGACAUCUCAUCCUGAGGCAGAGGCCUCGAAAGAGCAGCAGCAAACGGACAAAUCAUCAACCGGUGCCUCAUCGACGUUACCGCCUAAGAAAGAGUCAGAUUAUAUCUGGGAUCAGCUGAUGGCUACACCCAGGGAGCUGCGGAUCAAAGAAAUGGACUUCACAGACCUGAGGGACGAGGAUGACCUGGACAUUUUAGAUAUGGACAACGUGAUGGGAACAAGUGACAUGAUACCACCACCUCCCCCUCCCCCAUGCAGCUCAGCCCUACCACCACCCCCGCCACCUCCCUUGUUGGGCAAAAUGAUGCCCCCACCCCCACCAUUUAUGGCCCCUAUGCCUCCACCCUCCCCUCAGUUGUGUCGCGGGGAGGUGCCUCUCUUCCAAAAGAAGAAGAAGACCAUCCGUCUCUUCUGGAACGAGGUGCGUCCCGUGGACUGGCAGUGUAAGAGCCAUAAAUUCUGUAAGGAGUCCCUCUGGUCCAAACUGGAGCCAAUUAAGCUGGACACAUCCAAGAUGGAGCAGCUGUUUGAGACCAAAUCCAAGGAGCUGCCUGUCACAAAGAAAGCAGCUGUUGAUGGCAAACGACAAGAAAUCAUAGUGCUGGAUUCAAAACGUAGCAAUGCUAUAAACAUCGGCUUGACUGUCUUACCUCCCCCCCGCACCAUCAAGACCGCUAUCCUCAACUUCGAUGAGUAUGCACUGAACAAGGAAGGCAUUGAGAAAAUCCUGACGAUGAUCCCCACAGAGGAGGAGAAGCAGAGGAUCCAGGAGGCUCAGCUGGUCAGCCCUGAUAUUCCCCUGGGCAGCGCUGAACAAUUCCUUCUCAUCCUCUCCUCCAUCACCGAGCUGUCUGCUCGACUGCAGCUGUGGGCAUUCAAGAUGGACUAUGAGCUUAUUGAGAAGGAAGUGGCAGAGCCUCUCCAGGACCUGAAGGAAGGGAUGGACCAGUUAGAGAAAAACAAGACACUCCGAUACAUCUUGACCACAUUGCUGGCCAUAGGCAACUUCCUCAACAGCACUAAUGCUAAAGGCUUUGAGUUGAGUUACUUGGAGAAAGUCCCCGAAGUGAAGGACACGGUUCACAAGCAGUCCCUGCUGCACCACGCCUGCUCAAUUGUGGUUGAGAAGUUUCCAGACAGCACUGACCUCUACUCUGAGAUAGGAGCUAUCACCCGCUUGACGAAGGUGGACUUUGACCAGCUUCAAGACAAUCUGGCCCAGAUGGAGCGAAGGUGCAAAGCAUCAUGGGAUCACCUCAAGGUCAUUGCGAAACAUGAGAUGAAACCAGCAUUGAAACAAAAAAUGUCAGACUUCCUCAAGGACUGUGCAGAGAGAAUCAUUAUUUUGAAGAUUGUGCAUCGAAGAAUAAUCAACAGGUUCCAUGCCUUUCUGCUGUUCUUGGGCCAUCCGAUAUAUGCAGUACGUGAGGUUAGCAUUCAUCGCUUUAGCAAGAUCUUGAGUGAAUUUGCCCUGGAGUAUCGCACAACAAGAGAGCGCGUGCUACAACAGAAACAGAAGAGGGCCAACCACAGAGAGAGGAACAAGACCAGGGGGAAAAUGAUAACAGAUAGUGAGGAUGACGAUGACUGCGAGAGCGGUAAAUUUGGUGGUGCCCCAUCAGAAGCACAGGAGAGCCAGCCUCAGGGUAUCCAGUAUGCUGAAGAUGCAGCUGAACAUGAGAACAUGAAGGCUGUACUGAAGAGCAGCCUGCAGGGUGGAGAGAGUGGGACGUCCACGGUGCCCGGCCUCCGCACACGCACCAGAGCCAGCAGCACCAGAGGGCGUGUUCCCCCAUGGUGCUCUGCCAAUGACGACCCAGUGAACUGCACAGACGAUACAGCUGAUGAGAUCAUGGAGAGGAUUGUUAGAUCAGCCACUCAGGGGCCCAGUCAGCGGACGCAACCUCGGGAGAGGAGAAGAUCCCGAGCGAACCGAAAAUCAUUGAGGAGGACACUGAAGAACGGUCUGACAACAGAGGAGGCAAACGCUCUUGGCUUGUCCAGUGGAUCAGAGAUGCAGGUGUGAGCUGGACAUUAAAAUAAAGUCUGGAAAGCCCUUUCACUGCCCCUCCAACGCCCACACGCCCACAACCUGGCAACCCACUCCACUCCGGCUUGGCACUAAAAUCCCCCCAGCUUCGAUGAGUUGACCUCAUCUUUAUGCGAUUGGUUUGCGUCCAUUUGACACAAGUGGGUCCUGAAAAGAGUGGAUGAGAGGCGGAACAAGAUUUUAGUCAUGAACUGAGAGAGCGGAAACCGAGCGCUGCGUUCAAACCACUAAGCUUUGCUGUUCCUGGAUAAACGUUUAUGAUCUGCACUCACUAGGCUUAAUUACAAUCAUCCUAUGAACUUGACAUUACAUACAAACACCCGCGCAAAUGUGUGCUUUUUAAGGCCGAGGGCAUGAGAAGAAUUGGCAGUGCGUAUGCUUCAGCCUCCGUGGCCUUGACUGAAUCCAAAAGGGCUAGAAGUGUGGUACAGACCCUAAACUCUCUGUUGUGUGAGUUUGGCGUCAAGUCCUGAAGCUUUAGUGACAAAUUGAAUUGAAAGAAAUUUCAUCUAUUGAAUAGAUGGCUUUGUGCAGAAGGUUAUUCUGUUAUAUACUACUGUGGUAGUUUUGUGUUUCUUUUCAUUUUGCUCAAGAAGGUGCUCAAAUAAGGAACAAUUGCACUGGAUGUAAAAGUUGGGUAUCAAUGGAAUGUGAAAUCCUUGACACUGAUGAACCACUCUGACAUCUGAAUCUGAAAAUAUACUCAACAGUUUAACCAGCAAAUCAAACAGUAGCACAGUUUUUAACGUGUAGUCAAAGUGGACAGAUUCAAGGCAGAUGUGCAUCUAAAUCGUCAAAUGUUUGUUAGUCGACUGCAAUUUCCAUUUUUGUAAAGAUCACAGUUCAGUUAACUGUGGGUGAGACUGGCGAUACCACUACCUUUCGACGACUAAAGCUCAUCAUGCAAACAUUUUUAGCUUAGACAAAUGUUGACGAGUUGCGUUAUGUAACUUAUUCUCACAGAUGGGAAACAGUUUGAGGAAGGCAGGCGCAGUGUUACAGGUGAGCGACCUUCACAGAGUUCUGUGGUUUUAUUUUCUAGAAACUAUGAGCUGCACAUUUCAGAGUGCCUUUCAGAGACAGUUAUUUAUUAAGACGUUUUCAGGGACAUAUAAUCAAGAAAAUGUUACUACAGAUGUGCAGUCUGUGAGGGGGGGUGAGAGGAUAAUUUUGCAAUGUACAUCAUUCAUGAGCUGUGAUUUAUUUUUAACCAGUGUUUUUAAACUUGUCCUGGCAAAAUUUCUUUUUUCCAUGUUACGUCUUGGAUAAAAUAGUUUGUUAUGAAGAUAGCUUUAAAGUAUUUAUGACAACUUAGGGAUUGGUUAUGCACAUUAACUAUAUCCUGUUGCCUUACUGUAGGAAAUAGGCACACAUUGUUCCACGUUUAAGUUGCGAUCUAGGUAAAAUAGUUAGAAAAAGACCAGGCCAGAUUAACGUGUAGCUCAGCUGCAUCACUGGACAUCUCCAUUUGUCAUUCACAGGACAUAUUAUAGAGUAUUCCUUCACUCUCAAACUAUGAAUGUGAACAUCAGGGGUUACAUGAUAAUUAGUAAUAUGGUCGCACAGAAAAUUUCCAUUAUUUAUCUAUUUUAAGACAUGUAAAUCUGUAUUGAAGUGAGUAGGGGAAAGCCUGCGGUUUAACUUUGAUUAUAUACUGUAGGUCUGUUUUUGAACUAUUGAAGAGCUCAUUGUGCUUUUAAAUCAUUUGGAAUGGCUACAUUUAAACUAGUUUAUAUCACAGAAAGGUUAAUCUGUCCACUUUUCACUGUGAUGGAAACAUAGCCAUUGAGAGAAACAAGAAUCUAGCGCAACAUCAUGAUAAAGCUACAUAAAACCACACCAGCAGUAAGUUUUUUUUUUUUUGUUUGUUUUGUUUAGAAUUUACUGAAACCUAUUCAGCACCUUAGACUCAAUGUGUAGCAUGCAACUUAAUAGUUAUGGGGGGAGGGGGAGCUCAUUUUGUUUCCCAGAGUGUACUGAGUUUUGUCAAAAACAAGACCGAUGUGUAAAGUAAUAUAGGGGGAAUGCUGUAAAAUGAUGUACAUGUCAUGACAAUGUCUUUAUGUUCUUCUGUUGUUUUUUUUGCUCCAUGUGUAGAAUAGUGUAUUAUAGACUAAAAGCAGUAUUAUUCUAAAUAUAAUUUAAGCAAACCAAGCCAUGCAUGGUUUAAAAAGGUGUCCACUUCUGCUCGAUACAAAAGAAGGUUCACUUUGGUUCUCAGAGCUGUAAUAGGGUUUGUGUGCGUGUUAUUUAACCUUUUAAACUUCACACACUAUAAAGUGAACAAAUGUGGUGAAACGUGCAGUAAUGAAAUUCACCAGCUAGUCCUGUGGAAUCCCUUAGAAGUCUUUGAUUUCAUUGCACUCAAUGUUUUCUUCUUUUAAUUUAACACUAGCCCACCAAACACACGUUGCUGCCUGUGCCAUAACAUCACUGUGGAACUUGGACACAAGUGCUAUACAUCCAAGGCUUCUAUUGCGUCUAUACCCCACAGCAAAAACUAUGUAACAACUACAAUAAAAAGGCUAAUUAAAACAGCUUUUGACAGUUUUUUUUUUAAUCAUCUUUCAAUUGUGUUGUUUUCCGAGUUUCCUCCAGGGAAAAGUAAGUGUCACAUCUGACACUUUUUGGGGGAAGGAAAAAGCAAACAAACAAAAAUAAAAAACAAAAACAACUUAAGCCUCUUUAUUUUCAGUCCACACAACCCAUGCUUCAAGUCACUUUAUGUUCAAGAGCACACAGAGGCCGAUGCAGCGCAUCUGGUGUUUACAAAUGGCCAUCAUACAGACCUCAUUUGGUCUUGCUUUAAAAUUCCUAUAUAUCCACAGGUGUUAUGGAUCUAAAUGUGAUUAUGGUUUGCCUUUAAUAAAUUGCAGAGACAUUAAGAUGAACAAGACAGCUACCUAAAAAGGGAAAGGGCGGGAGAGAAAUGUUGGAAAAUACAACAGAGAGAAAAAAAAAAAAAAGAAGAAAGAAAAAUGAAAAAGCACAAAAAAAAAAAAAAA
Molecule: messenger RNA, 8804 nt
Organism: Larimichthys crocea (large yellow croaker)
Lineage: Eukaryota; Metazoa; Chordata; Actinopteri; Sciaenidae
Gene: fhod3b
Product: formin homology 2 domain containing 3b
Exons: 30
Coding region: 445-5775 (1776 amino acids)
Biological process (GO): sarcomere organization; cardiac myofibril assembly; cortical actin cytoskeleton organization
Cellular component (GO): cytoskeleton; cytoplasm
Molecular function (GO): actin filament binding
Source: RefSeq, a predicted model, not a curated record